Rotaria sp. Silwood2 is the source of this 3840-nucleotide messenger RNA. Lineage: Eukaryota; Metazoa; Rotifera; Eurotatoria; Philodinida; Philodinidae. The record is from the annotation of a GenBank genome assembly.
AUGGGAAAACGAGGACGUCCGCCAAAAAGAAAAUCUGCUAUCAAUACUCCAUCAAAAGUUGACCAAUGUUAUACUAUAUUAAGUAGUGAUGACGAAACUGGUAAUAAAAAAGAAACUUUACGUCUACCAUCUCCAAGCCAACGCCGAGGAGUAGGAAAUGAACGUAAUGAAACAAUUAUUAUUACACCACCUGAUCGUUCAAAACCUUCGACAAACAAUGUUGAAAAAAGUACACCAGUAACAAGAAGCAAUAAUAAUAAUAAUAAUAAUAAUAUUAAUAAAAAGAAGGUUACAAUUAAUCAUCAUACCAAAGACAGCGAAGCAUCUGGUGAUACUGAUGCGACGGAAGUAUAUUCCGUUAGUAAUGGUGAUGAUGAGGAUUAUACUGAAGAAGCACCAACAAUUUCACCAAUAAAACGUAAACGUAAACCACCAGUUAUUAAGGUUAAUCAUGAUCUAUCAGAAAAUAGUGAUGAUGAUUUAACGUAUUUACGACGUUCAAUAAAUACAAAACAAAGAAAACGUCAAGAAACCUCAUCAUCAUCAUCAUUGUCAAGUGAUGAUAGUCAAUCACGAAAGCGUGCUCGUCCACCUAUUCCAACAUUUAAACGAGCACAAGCAAAAAAGAAAAAUAAAAAAAAUUUCGAUGAAACAUCUAAUGAUGAUGAUGUUUUAAGUGAUGGAGAUUAUAAUACAGAUGUUGAAAAAAUGGAUGAUAAAGCAUUAAUUAAAAAAACUGAACAACGAAUGUUACAUGAUGAAGAUUUAACAGUUAUGACACAAAAAGCAUUACAAGAUGAACGACAACGUGUACAACGUAUUCAAGAAAGGCAAUCACAAUUACCUCCAUCCUCACAAAUUCUUAUUGAUGAGGAUGAUGAUGAUGAUCAUUUUAAUUUGGAUGAUAAUGUUAAAAAACAAGAUGAGAAGAAAGAAACAAAAUCAUUAGUUUUUGAAUAUGAUUCAAACACAGGUAAACCACUUAUUUGGGUACUUCCUGAAUUAGUAGCUAAAAUGAAACCACAUCAAUUGGAUGGAACUAUGUUUUUAUGGGAAAAUGUUUUUGAAUCAGUUGCACAAAUUAAAAAAGAUAAUACUGGUACUGGAUGUAUUUUGGCUCAUCAUAUGGGAUUAGGGAAAACAUUUCAAUUAAUAUCAUUUCUACAUGCAGUAUUUAAACAUAGUGAUAUAUCACGUACACGUACUUGUCUUAUACUUUGUCCUGUUAAUGUUAUAUCAAAUUGGGCAGCAGAAUUUUCUUAUUGGUUAUCAGGUGUUCGUCCAACAAUAAAAGUUUAUCAAUUUUCAUUAUUUAAAACAAAAUCUGCACGUUGGGAACGUUUAGAAAAAUGGAAUGAUAAAGGUGGUGUUAUGUUAAUGGGCUAUGAAAUUUAUCGUCGUUUAUCAAAUGAUGCUGAUUAUAAUUUUUUCCUAUCAGAUCCAGGUCCAGAUAUUGUCGUUUGUGAUGAAGGUCAUGUACUUAAAAAUGCUAAAGCUGGAAUUUCAAAAGCAUUAAAUAAAAUUCGUACUAAACGACGUAUUAUUUUAACUGGUACACCAUUACAAAAUAAUCUUCGAGAAUAUUAUUAUAUGGUUCAUUUUGUUAAACCACAUUUAUUGGGUACUUAUCGUGAAUUUAAAAAUCAAUUUAUUGAUCCAAUUCGUGCUGGACAACAUAAAGAUUCAAAUAUAUAUGCUGUACAAUUAAUGAAACGACGUGCUUUUGCUUUACAUGAACGUUUACAACAUUGUACACAUCGUCGAGAUUUUAAUGUACUUCGAAAAUACUUACCAGAAAAAUAUGAAUAUGUUGUUAAAAUUUAUAUGUGUGAUUUACAAAAACAACUUUAUAAUAAAUAUUUAAAAAUUCAAAAUAUUGAUCCAUCGACUGGUUUUAAUACGGCAAAAUUAUUUGCUGAUUAUCAAUAUUUAAUGAAAAUUUGGACACAUCCAUGGUUAUUACGACCACAUUUUAUUGAUCGUUGGAAAAAACAACAGAAAAAAAAUGAUGAUGAAUCAGAUAAUAUUGAUCCAUUCUUUGAUGAUAUCUUUGCUGGAUUAUCUGAUGAUGAUGCGGCUGCUGAAGAUGAACCACAAAAGAAGCAAUCGAUACCAAAUAAACGAUUAGCAACAAAACCGAAAACGGGUGAAUCCAACCAUCAUCGACAUAAAAAUGAUGAAAACGAUGGUAAUUCGAGUUCAAAUUCAUCAUCUUCAUCUACUUCAGAAUUUUUGGCUUUAUUUAAUAAUACAAAUUGGAAACAAUAUACAUCGACAUCAUCAUCAUCAUCAACAGCAUUAGCACGUACUUCAACGACACCAUCAACUUGUUCAACAAAUGAUCCAUGUCAACAAGCAAUGAAUGACGAAUGGUGGUUUUCAUUUUUUGAUAAUACAGCCGAAUAUGAUAUUAGUUUAAGUGGAAAAUUAUCAUUUCUUAAAACAUUACUUGAUGAAUGUGAACAAAUUGAGGAUAAAGUAUUAUUGUUUAGUCGUUCACUUUUUUCACUUUCAUAUUUGGAACAAUAUCUUAAAUAUUGGGAUUCAAUUGCUAGUGGAAAAAAAAUUCAAGCAGAUGAUUUUGAUGCUAAAGUUAAAGCCAAUGGACGAUGGAAAUUUGGUAUUGAUUAUUUUCGUAUUGAUGGUAGUACAGAUAUUGCUACACGAACUAGUUAUAUAGCGAAAUUUAACGAUGCAGCUAAUAUUCGUUCACGUCUUUUUAUUGUUUCAACAAUGGCUGGUGGUAUUGGUGUUAAUUUGAUUGGUAGUAAUCGUGUAGUUAUUUUUGAUUGUAGCUGGAAUCCUUCUUCGGAUUUACAAGCUUUAUUUCGUUCGUAUCGUUUGGGUCAAAAAAAGGCAACUUAUGUCUAUCGAUUAUUAAGUAAAGGUUCUAUGGAAGAGAAAAUUUAUUUUCGUCAAGUUAAUAAACAAGCUAUGGCUCAACGUGUUGUUGAUGCUCAACAACUUGCUCGACAUUUUACUGAAUCUGAAUUACGUGAACUAUAUGCAUUUAAACCUGAGGAAGAUGAACCACAAGAAUAUAAAUUGCAUGAAUUACCAGAUGAUGCUAUAUUAAGAAAUUGUGUUAAAAAAAAUCAUGCAUUAGUACAAAAUAUACUUGAACAUGAUUCUUUACUUGAAAAUCAUAUUGAAGAGCAAUUAACACGUGAAGAAAAAUAUUAUGCCAUUAAAGAACUUGAACGAGAUGAACGACAAGCUGAAUAUCAGUCAGCUAUUGCUAAAACAUUAGCUAAUCUUGCACAUAAUAAUAAUAACAAUAAUAAUAAUACAAAUUUGCCUCAAAGUCAUUCGGAAACAACAUUAAAUGAUGCAAAAAAAGAUCGAAAAAUCAUAACAGCACCACCAUUAAAUACAUAUAAUCCGUAUCAACCACCUCCACCAAUGUGUGCACAAGCUCGUGCUGGUAUAUCAACAGCACAAGAAGCUCGUGGUCUUGAACGUUUAACAGAAUUAUUAUUUCCAAAAGAAGCUCUACCACUUCCAUGUGGUAAAGCAGCUGAUUUACCACCAUUAAAAGAAUUAACUGAUAUGCCUGUUUCAAAAGAUGAAAUAGCUGAUAUUAAUCUUGAUGAUGAAGAGUUUGAUCCACGAACAAAAAAAGAAAAACAAAAAGCUUUAUUACAAGAACAACGUGCACUUGUUAAAUUAUAUAAUGAUAAAAAGAAAUUAUUAAAUCCACCAAAAGUUCCAAAAGUUUUAAAACGUCCAAAAAAACUUCCAGCAGUAAAUACAUCAUUGAUUACAAACCCAUAUCAAUUUAUGCCAGUUACGCUCAAUCCAUUUGAUAUGCCACCUAAUAUGCAAAAACGUUCAGAUUAA